This is a messenger RNA of Parnassius apollo (apollo), 399 nucleotides long. The record is from the annotation of a GenBank genome assembly. Lineage: Eukaryota; Metazoa; Arthropoda; Insecta; Lepidoptera; Papilionidae.
AUGAGGGUGAUAUUCCUUUUUGCUGUUAUCGCUUUAGCUGCUGCAGCACCUCAGCAGCCUGACAAAGUCAUUGCUAUUCUUAAACAGGAUUUUGAUCAACAGCCCGAUGGGUCUUACGUUUACAGUUAUGAAACUGAGAAUGGUAUUAAAGCAGAAGAAACCGGAACUUUGAAAAAGGCUACUGGUCCGGAUAGCAGCGACGUAAUUGUAGCCCAAGGAGGCUUUAGCUAUACAGCUCCCGAUGGCACAGUUAUCAAUCUUAAUUACAUUGCUGAUGACGAGAACGGUUUCAAGCCUCAGGGUGACCAUUUGCCAACUCCACCUCCGAUCCCUCCGGCAAUUCAGAAAGCUCUCGACUAUUUGGCGACACUUCCACCACCACCACCUGGAAGAGCCUGA